This is a messenger RNA of Marasmius oreades (fairy-ring Marasmius), 2961 nucleotides long. RefSeq lists its product as uncharacterized. Lineage: Eukaryota; Fungi; Basidiomycota; Agaricomycetes; Agaricales; Marasmiaceae. Gene Ontology annotation, molecular function: protein binding; peptidase activity. The coding region runs from base 154 to 2748 and encodes 864 amino acids. Gene Ontology annotation, biological process: proteolysis; glutathione catabolic process. The transcript is spliced from 16 exons. The record is from RefSeq and is a predicted model, not a curated record.
GAAAUAUUGUUACAGUAAGUAAACAUGUUUCGUGUUAGUACUGAAUACCUUCUCAUCUUCCGACGCCAUUAUGGCACCAUCCCGUUCUAAUCAAACCGCCAACUAACAAGCCUGCCCGCUAGCAACCCGCAAGAGAAACCGAGUCAUAUAAGAAUGCAGGGCCACCGAUUAGCGGAGUUACAGCUCUAUUCCAAAGAUUUAGAGAACAUGGAUUCUCCACUUUCUCCUCAUCCCUCUCUUAGUCGUAAUCUACACUCAAGCACCUACACACCGUGCCUAUUGCACAGGCUCCACGAUUCUGGAAAUUCAGUCUUGUGCCUGGCGACAAACGACGAAUACAUCUUUUCAGGUAGUCAGAAUGAGGACAUAAUGGUUUGGGACAAGAAAACGUUCCAGCUGAAGGACACGUUGCGCGGUCACACGAAAGCCGUUCUGGCGUUGCACUACGCGAAUGACAGAGAUUGGCUUUUCAGCUCUUCAGGGGACAGCACCGUUCACGUAUGGUCGGGAAAGACAUUGCAAUUAUUAUUCACGAUUGAUCCAUACCUCGAAACAGGUGCAGGAGAUAUAUACUCUCUGAACUGGUCUGAAACUCUUCAGACCGUUUUCCUCGGUUGCCAAAAUACUUCUAUUCAAUGGCUCGAUUUUCGCCGACCUGGCUCUGAAUCUGGUUCUAGCAUCGUUUCUGGCGCAUCGACCCCCCUCAUCGGGCAGAGAAAAGUCCACAAAUUCUUCGAUAGUUAUCCGCAGUAUCAGCGUAGACCUGCCGACCUAUUCGCAAAUAACGGAAGUGGUACACCAAGCGAAGCCGGCGGUGACGAACCUCGAUUGAGUAUCCCGGCCAACAAUAGCAUCGAGUCAGAGCAUUAUGGCUAUGUAUAUUGUAUGGCUCUUUCGGAAGGUGGGAGGGGCACGGUGAAACUUCUAACAGGAAGCGGGGACGAGACCGUAAAGGUCUGGGAAUGCACCAAAAAUGGUCUCAAACUUCUUCAUACGUUCUCCUGCUCUUGUGGCGCUAUAUUGUCCGUCGUUGUCGAUGGCGACACAGCUUACGCAGGCUGCCAGGAUGGUCAUGUUAAAGUUUUGGACCUGGAGACCAUGACCCUCGUUAGGACUAUAAUCGUCCAGGAGGGUGUCGAUAUUCUUUCCUUGUCCUUGAUUCAAUCGGAUCUCUAUACUUGCUCUGCAAAUGGUCAAGUAAUCCGCUACUCCGGUUCAUUUGACCGCACCGCAUCAUGGACUGCCCACGAUGGAAUCCUACUUUCAUCCGCCGUUUCCCGGAAUAAAGUCGGAGACGAAGAAUCCUUCGCGUUCCUCACCGGCGGAAACGAUUAUAACAUCAAAGUUUGGAACAUUCGUCCACCACCACCUAGAUUUUCAAUCUCAGGAAAGGAAGAAAGAGAAAACGUGGGCGGACCGCUUUGUCGAGAUACCAUCUCUUACGCACUCUCAAACUUUGUCUCUAUACCCAGUGAGAGCGGAACUCCUUCGCAUAGGGAAGACUGUCGACAAGCGGCCAUAUGGCUCAAAAAAUGCCUGACACAACUCGGAGCGUCUUCGGUCUUGCUUCCGACUGAGGAAGGCGGAAAUCCCCUGGUCCUGGGGACGUUUACUGGACAAAGUGCGGGCAGAAGACCACGUUUGUUAUUUUACGGCCACUAUGAUGUCGUUGCGGCCCCCAUGGAAGGAUGGACAUCGGAUCCAUACAGGUUAGAUGGCCGAAACGGUUAUCUCUAUGGUCGUGGAGCGACGGACAACAAGGGACCGAUUUUGGCCGUUGCCUUUGCUGUCUCUGAGCUCCUCUCUCUCCGUGCAUUGGGUGCCGAUGUCGUAUUUCUGAUCGAGGGUGAGGAAGAGUCGGGAAGUAUUGGGUUUGAAGAAGCAGUGAGGAAGUAUAAGGACGAGAUUGGCCAUAUAGAUGAGAUCCUCGUCAGCAAUUCCACCUGGUUAUCAGAAGACCAGCCCUGUAUAACCUACGGACUUCGUGGAGUGAUACAUUGCUCUGUACAGAUAUCUAAUGCUCUUUCAGACCUUCACUCUGGAGUCGAUGGUGGAGGUGUCGUCGAGCCUAUGCUCGAUACGAUCAACCUCAUAGCGACUUUGACCGAUUCCAAACGGCGUGUCAAGAUUCCAGGAUUUUAUGACCACGUCCUACAUGCUAAUCAAGAAGAGAAGGAUUUGUAUGAGAAGUUAUCCGACAUCACUGAGAAAUCUGCUUCUUCGAUAUUCUCUCGAUGGCGCGAACCGUCCCUGACGGUUCAUAGCAUGGAAAUAUCCGGGCCAAAGAAUCCUACCGUUAUUCCUGGAACUGUCAAAUGUCAACUUUCAGUUCGAAUUGUCCCUGACCAGAAUCUGGAGACAAUCACCCAAACCUUGACCAGUUACUUACGAAAUUCAUUCAAGGCACUGAAUUCACCGAACCAGCUCGAGGUUAUUAUUGAACGUACUGCCGAUUGGUGGCUUGGAAAUCUGGAUGAUCCGUGGUCUAAGGAUUUGGAAAGCGCCAUUCAGGAAGAAUGGGGUGUGGAACCACUGAGGAUACGUGAGGGAGGUUCGAUUCCCUCGAUUCCGUUCCUGGAAAAAGCGUUUGGAUGUCAUGCAAUUCAUCUACCUAUGGGACAAAGCCAGGAUCGAGCCCAUCUACCCAACGAAAGGAUCUCCCUGACCAAUCUUCAACGAGGGAAAGAGGUCGUCAUGAAGUUCCUCACGAAGGUAGCCAAGCGAAGUUCGCGCUCAGCAGUGGCCUGAUCAUGCCUUUCGUUUCUCUAUCGUCACUCAACUGUCUUCGGUUUUUUCCUCUUACAUUCUCCUUCACCUUAAUCGCGCAUAAUGUGUACAUUUGGAUUAUACGUCUAGAUCAUACGUCUACAUUACCCUUACUGGUUUCAGCCAAACUUGUUUGAUGUAAAUUUAUUACCCAAGUAAUAUACUUCGUUUAUCAUCGCUGAACAGAGCGUCCAG